AGAGCGCGCGCCCAAGGGAACCGGAGCUUUACUUCCUCCAGCGGCGGCGCGAGCGCGGUGGAGCCCGAGCCCCGAGCGGCCUGACCCGCGCCCCCGGCCCCGGCCCCGCGCCCGCCUCGCCUCGCCCGGCGCGCCCCGACGACCCCCAAGGACCCCCGAAUCGCCGCCCCGACCGACCCACCGAGCGCGCGCGCCCGCCUGGCCCCAAGCGGCGCGAUGAAUGAUUUUGGACUCAAGAACAUGGACCAGGUGGCUCCGGUGGCCAACAGCUACCGGGGGACCCUCAAGCGCCAGCCCGCUUUCGACACCUACGACGGCUCCCUGUUCACGCUCUUCCCCUCGCUGAGCGAGGAGCAGGCCCUGCAGGAGGUGCCCACGGGACUGGACUCCAUUUCCCACGACGCGGCCAGCUGUGAGUUGCCGUUACUCACGCCAUGCAGCAAGGCGGUGAUGAGCCAGGCCCUGAAGGCCACCUUCAGCGGGUUCCACAAGGAGCAGCGCCGCCUGGGCAUCCCCACGAACCCCUGGCUGUGGACGGAGCAGCAGGUCUGCCAGUGGCUGCUCUGGGCCACCAACGAGUUCAGCCUGGUGGACGUCAACAUGCAGCGGCUGGGCAUGAGCGGCCAGGCGCUGUGCAACCUGGGCAAGGAGCGCUUCCUGGAGCUGGCUCCCGACUUCGUGGGCGACAUCCUCUGGGAGCACCUGGAACAGAUGCUCAAAGAAAACCAAGAAAAGGCAGAGGAUCCGUAUGAGGAGAACUCGCACCUCAACGCCGUGCCUCACUGGGUCAGCAGCAACUCCUUAGGCUUCAGCUCGGAGCACGCGCCGUACACGAUGCCGCCGCAGCCGCAGGCAUACCCCAAGGCCGGGCUCCUGGACAGCCUGUGUGCGCCCAGCGCGCUCCCCUCCGAGCCCGAGUUCCCCGUGCUCCCCAAGUCACGGCUGAGCACGGUCAGCGUCAGCUACUGCCCCCCCGGACAGGACUUCGCAGCCAGCAACCUCGGCCUGCUGCCCGGCGGGACCGGGAAGCCGAGGGAGCGUGAGGUGGCGGAGAGUGGCGGCGGGGACAGCUUCGAGAGCUCGGACUCGCUGCUGCAGUCCUGGAACAGCCAGUCCUCCCUGCUGGACGUCCAGCGAGUCCCCUCCUUCGAGAGCUUCGAGGACGACUGCGGGCAGUCCCUCUGUCUCAACAAACCCACCAUGUCCUUCAAGGAUUACAUCCAGGAGUGCAGCGACCCGGCGGAGCAAGGCAAACCGGUCAUACCGGCGGCCGUGCUGGCCGGCUUCACGGGCAGUGGACCCAUUCAGCUGUGGCAGUUCCUGCUGGAGCUCCUCUCGGACAAGUCCUGCCAGUCCUUCAUCAGCUGGACCGGGGACGGGUGGGAGUUCAAGCUGGCUGACCCCGAUGAGGUGGCCCGCCGGUGGGGCCGGAGGAAAAACAAGCCCAAGAUGAACUACGAGAAGCUGAGCCGCGGGCUGCGCUACUACUACGACAAGAACAUCAUCCACAAGACGUCGGGGAAGCGCUACGUGUACCGCUUCGUGUGCGACCUGCAGAACCUGCUGGGCUUCACGCCCGAGGAGCUGCACGCCAUCCUGGGCGUCCAGCCCGACACGGAGGACUGAGGCUCCGGCGGCGGCCGCCCCGGCCAGGAAGGCCGCCAGCAGCAGCAGCGGCCUGACUCCUCCUGACCUACCCGUGCUUUCCGGAGCCGCUGGCCCCGCGGGACGCCCGGCUGCAGGGUGGGGGGCAGCUGCGGCCCCCGGGGCCGGCCCCGGCCGGCGUGCGUGACCGGUGGCCUUCUGCGCUCUGGAGUUGCGGGGAAGAGGCGUCCCGGCGCGAGGGGCCCCCGGGUGCCGAGACGGUGAAGCCGUCCCAGAGGUCUUGCUUGUACAUAGUCUCGUAAUCUUGUCGUUUGAUACCAGAGUCCCCUACCCGUCCUAUUUAACAGAAAGUGUAUAUUGUAAUUUAAAGUAAUUAUAUAAUGGCGGGGCUAGAGCGCAGAGGCACGUCUGCAGACCCCCCUGUGGCCCCCCUUUGUCACACGGCCGGAAGGAGGUCCUGAGACGCUCCCGCUCGCCCCGGCUCCCCUCCCCGCUUCACCUCGAGCGAGGACUGUGUCCGUGGGGGGAUUUUUAUAAGAAAUGUAAUAUUAUUAUGGGGGGGGGCACUUCCCUCCCCCCUCUUCCCUUUCCUCGUUGAUGUAAAAGCUAUGGAACAGUAUUUUUCUUGACAAAUGGCAUCUGUUUUCCAUUUCUAUGCAUGCCUUGAAGUCGGUUUUUACACGAAACUUAUUUUUUAGUUCGACUGUGUUUGCCUGAGCCCUGCCCCGCCCUCCCCACACCAGCCCUUCCUUCCUUCCUUCCUUCUCAGAUUCCUCUAUAUGGUUAAAAUAAGAGUACUAUUUUUGGAAAUAUGUGACUCCUUUUCAGAGAUCAGGAGGGAUUUAUGUAGCAGCUAUUUUUACUGCAAAAGUAAUUCACUGGAAAAAAAUGUAAUUUGUAAGAAAGCUUUAUUUUUAUCGUGGCUCCAUGUAAAGGGAAAAAAGCAUAGCACGGGGCUGGGGGAGGGGCGGGAAUGAAUGAAUGACCGGGUCCUCGCCCUCCACGGAACCCUGAGGGUCCCGUUCUCCCAGGCCUGCGCUGUGCAGCUCAGAAGCCGGAGCAGCAGCUUCUGUCUGUCUUUUUUUGGCGGGAGGCGGCGGGGAGUCCUCGUUGUACCCCACCCCCCAGUUUUCUUGGGCAGAGGCUCAGCUCAGAGGCUCUUAGGAAAGAACACCUGCGACGCGUCGCGCAGCAAGGAUAUUCCGAUCACUGCAGAGACGCCACCGUGUGCCAGGGCACCUGGCCAGCCUGUGUUUGGGCCUUCAUUGGCGUCGCGCUGGUCUCUAGGUUGUGGAUGAACAACAGCCGGCCCCAUGGCCAGCGUCUGCACCAACGUCUCCUCCGGCCCGUGGCAAGAGCCCAGCGAGCCCCCGGUCUGUCGCAGCCCAGGGUUUGUCUCCAGCAGGACCGGUCAGUUCACUGCCGCACAUCUGUUUAUAACACCGUCGGGCCUGCCACAGGAGCAGCCGGCUGCGUCUUAGUCACCGGCUCCUUGUUUUAUGGGCACGAACCAUGUGAAGGGCCCCCAUGGUCUCUCCCCCCCCACCCCCAUGUCAGUGUCCAGUGCUGUCUGGACAACUCGGCGUCUGUGUCUGUUCGAGACCUCCGGCACGGGAGCGGGCAGAGCUUCCCUGAGACGGUUUUGUAAUUUGGCCUUUUCUUUCUCAAGUAAUAAAGUAUUUUGUUUAUAUAA
Molecule: messenger RNA, 3298 nt
Organism: Sorex araneus (European shrew)
Lineage: Eukaryota; Metazoa; Chordata; Mammalia; Eulipotyphla; Soricidae
Gene: ETS2
Product: ETS proto-oncogene 2, transcription factor
Exons: 10
Coding region: 217-1626 (469 amino acids)
Biological process (GO): cell differentiation; regulation of transcription by RNA polymerase II
Cellular component (GO): nucleus
Molecular function (GO): DNA-binding transcription factor activity, RNA polymerase II-specific; sequence-specific DNA binding
Source: RefSeq, a predicted model, not a curated record